AGGUUACACUUUGAUUGCGAAAGAGGGUUGUUUGGCGGUGUAUAACAGCGACGAUCUAAAAUCGAUUCUCUCUAUAAUCGAUUCUAUUUUUUCUACAAAACGAAAAAUGAAAACGCAGUUAUAGACUCACUCUAUCUCUACUCUCUCUCUCUCUCUCUCUCUCUCUCUCUCUCUCUCUCUUUCUCUUUCAUUAUUCAACGCCGCCGUUUUGGAAAGGGGCAAAUAAUUUACGCGCAAUUACACGAUUUUGCCACCAAUUUUUUCUUCACCUGAUUAAAUUGGGGAAAUCAGAUCUCAGCAGGAAAUUUCUUUUGAGAAUAAAGAAACAGAGUAUAGUGUAGUGCCUCUUGAUACUGCUCUGAAUUAGUUGAAUGGCGGAGAAAGCAUGCGUUAAGCGUCUUCAGAAGGAGUAUAGAGCCCUUUGUAAAGAGCCAGUUUCUCAUAUUGUGGCUCGCCCUUCACCAAGUGAUAUUCUUGAGUGGCAUUAUGUAUUGGAAGGAAGCGAGGGAACACCUUUUGCAGGUGGAUAUUACUAUGGAAAAAUUAAGUUUCCUCCAGAAUAUCCAUAUAAACCUCCUGGAAUCAGCAUGACAACACCUAAUGGAAGGUUCAUGACACAGAAAAAGAUCUGUUUAUCAAUGAGUGAUUUUCAUCCUGAAACUUGGAAUCCAAUGUGGUCUGUAUCAAGCAUACUUACCGGGCUUCUUUCAUUCAUGAUGGACACCAGUCCAACCACUGGCAGUGUAACCACCACUACUGCCGAGAAGCAGCGUCUAGCAAAAUCUUCACUCGCUUUCAAUUGCAAAAAUGCAACAUUCAGGAAAAUGUUCCCCGAGUACGUUGAUAAUUACAACCUGCAGCAAGAGCAAGCUGCUUCAGAACAGCAUGCCUCAUCAGAGUCUCAUCAGGAUAAAAGUUCAAGGUCUGUUUCAGAAACGAAUUUAGACUCAGCCGGAGAAGACAUGAAAAAGGUAGAAGGAUUGAAUGCUGUGAGGAGAAACAAAAAACAACCAUUUCCAACAUGGUUGAUGUUUUUGCUCUUCUCCAUCUUUGGAGUUGUUAUGGCAUUACCUCUGCUUCAGCUGUGAAUCUCUUACGGGUAUAAGAAUCCGUAAAGGGUUUUCAUGGUACUAGUUCUUUAUGUUCUGCUUAGGUUGUCAUGUCUAACAGGAUUUGUAUAGGAAAUAUUGGACAUGGAGGCUGUGUUAAAGAUAUGAUUUUACUCCUUUGUGUCUAUGUUGCCACUUGUCAUGUCAUGAUGUUCCUCUUAUAAUGUUUUUGAGGCUUGUCUUCUUCUAGUCUUGGUUGGUUAAAACACUGUUUGACUAUGGACUCCAUUAUAGUAUACACUCUACUCUAGAAUGGAUAUAUUAUAUAUAUUAAGAGUUUUUUCAAAAA
Messenger RNA from Trifolium pratense (red clover), 1398 nucleotides. RefSeq names its product ubiquitin-conjugating enzyme E2 34-like. The coding region runs from base 372 to 1088 and encodes 238 amino acids. The record is from RefSeq and is a predicted model, not a curated record. NCBI's taxonomy places the organism in Eukaryota, Viridiplantae, Streptophyta, Magnoliopsida, Fabales, Fabaceae. The transcript is spliced from 10 exons.